Molecule: messenger RNA, 303 nt
Organism: Penicillium macrosclerotiorum
Lineage: Eukaryota; Fungi; Ascomycota; Eurotiomycetes; Eurotiales; Aspergillaceae
Gene: nhp6
Product: high-mobility group nucleosome-binding protein
Exons: 4
Coding region: 1-303 (100 amino acids)
Source: RefSeq, a predicted model, not a curated record
AUGCCCAAGGAGAAGCGCGCCGCUCCCAAGAAGGCCACCCGCCGCAAGAAGGACCCCAACGCUCCCAAGCGUGGUCUGUCCGCUUACAUGUUCUUCGCCAAUGACACCCGUGACAAGGUGCGCGAGGAGAACCCUGGCAUCUCCUUCGGUCAGGUCGGCAAGAUGCUCGGUGACAAGUGGAAGGCUCUUAGCGACACUGAGCGCAAGCCUUUCGAGGAGAAGGCCGUCGCCGACAAGAAGCGCUAUGAGGAAGAGAAGGCCGCCUACCAGGCUCGAGACGAGGAGGAGGAGGAGUCCUCUUAA